Molecule: messenger RNA, 3137 nt
Organism: Centropristis striata (black sea bass)
Lineage: Eukaryota; Metazoa; Chordata; Actinopteri; Perciformes; Serranidae
Gene: abcg1
Product: ATP-binding cassette, sub-family G (WHITE), member 1
Exons: 15
Coding region: 101-2122 (673 amino acids)
Biological process (GO): cholesterol homeostasis
Cellular component (GO): plasma membrane
Molecular function (GO): ATP hydrolysis activity; ABC-type sterol transporter activity; ATP binding
Source: RefSeq, a predicted model, not a curated record
GAGUGGGCGGGGCCAGAGCUCAGGGCUGCUGUGUGUCUGUCAGCGGUGAUUAGAGCGACAGGGAGCAGAGCGUCGGAGUGUUUCUGUCUCUCGGCCUGACAUGGCCUGUCUGAUGGCCGCCUGGUCCGUCCACAACCCCACCGUCACCAACUCCAUCAUCAUGAACACCAACGGGCCCCCAGACCUCAUGUUGGAUCCACGGACGGUAUGUGUUUGUAUGGACGAGGUGGUCAAGAAGCGGCCGGCGGGCAGCCAGCAGACGCCGCUGCUGCAGGGACACCUGAAGAAGGUGGAGAACAACCUGACGGAGGCCCAGAGGUUCUCCUCGUUACCUCGGAGACCAGCGGUCAACAUCGAGUUCAAGGACGUCUCGUACUCCGUCAGAGAUGGACCCUGGUGGAGGAAGAAAGGUUACAAAACUCUGCUCAAAGGGAUUUCUGGGAAAUUUACCAGCGGGGACCUGGUCGCCAUCAUGGGGCCCUCAGGAGCCGGGAAGUCCACCCUCAUGAAUAUCCUGGCCGGGUACAGGGAGACGGGGAUGAAGGGUGAGAUCCUGAUCAACGGGCAGCCCAGAGACCUGCGCUCCUUCAGGAAGGUUUCUUGUUACAUCAUGCAGGACGACAUGCUGCUGCCUCACCUCACCGUCCAGGAGGCCAUGAUGGUUUCAGCCAAUCUGAAGCUUCAGGAGAAGGUGGAGGCUCGCAGAGAAAUGGUCUGGGAGAUCCUAACGGCUCUGGGUUUACUGGACUGUGCUAAAACCAGGACGUCUCACCUGUCGGGGGGUCAGAGGAAGAGGCUGGCCAUCGCUCUGGAGCUCGUCAACAAUCCUCCGGUCAUGUUCUUCGAUGAACCCACCAGCGGUCUGGACAGCUCGUCCUGUUUCCAGGUGGUGUCUCUGCUCAAAGCUCUGGCUCAGGGAGGACGCACCGUCAUCUGCACCAUCCACCAACCCAGCGCCAAGCUGUUUGAACUGUUCGACAAGCUGUACGUGCUGAGUCAGGGUCAGUGCAUCUACAGAGGGAGAGUCUCCAGUCUGGUUCCUUACCUCAGAGACCUCGGACUCAACUGCCCCACAUACCACAACCCGGCAGACUUCGUGAUGGAGGUGGCGUCCGGGGAGUACGGGGACCAGAUGUUGCGGCUGGUGAAAGCCGUCCAGGACAGGAAGUGCGAGAAGGAGGAUCAGACGGAGCUGAACGGAGACGUGAGCCUCCACCCGCUCCUGUGGCAGCGCGCAGAGGAGGAGAGUUCUUCGUCUGAAGGAUGCCACAGUUUCUCAGCGAGCUGCAUGACUCAGUUCUCCAUCCUGUUCCGGAGAACGUUCCUCAGCAUCCUCAGAGACUCGGUGCUGACUCACCUGAGGAUCUCGUCUCACAUUGGGAUCGGCGUCCUGAUCGGCCUGUUGUACCUGGGCAUCGGGAACGAGGCCAAGAAGGUCCUCAGUAACUCGGGCUUCCUCUUCUUCUCCAUGUUGUUCCUGAUGUUCGCCGCUCUGAUGCCCACCGUGCUCACAUUUCCUCUGGAGAUGGGAGUUUUUCUGAGGGAACAUCUGAACUACUGGUACAGUCUGAAGGCUUAUUAUCUCGCCAAGACGAUGGCAGACGUCCCCUUCCAGAUCGUGUUCCCCGUGGUGUACUGCAGCAUCGUGUACUGGAUGACGGCUCAGCCUCCCGACGCCGGACGCUUCUUCCUCUUCCUGUCUCUGGGGGUUCUGACCUCUCUGGUGGCUCAGAGUCUGGGACUGCUGAUCGGAGCGGCCUCCACCUCGCUGCAGGUGGCGACCUUCGUGGGUCCGGUCACAGCGAUCCCGGUGCUGCUGUUCUCAGGGUUCUUUGUGAGCUUCGACACCAUCCCCUGGUACCUGCAGUGGAUGUCCUACAUCUCCUACGUCAGGUACGGCUUCGAGGGCGUCAUCCUGUCCAUCUACAGUCUGGACAGAGAGGACCUGCACUGCGAUGAGGACGACACCUGUCACUUCCAGAAGUCCGAGGCCAUCCUGAAGGAGCUGGACAUGCUGGAUGCCAAACUCUACCUGGACUUCAUCGUCCUCGCCAUCUUCUUCUUCUCUCUGAGGCUCAUUGCGUACUUCGUCCUGCGCUACAAGAUCAGCGCUGAGAGGUAGACCAGGACCAGGAGGACCAGGUGGAUGAAGACCUGAGCGGCAUUUAGGACAAAACCCAUUAAGAUAGCGUGUAGCUGUGGAGGACACUUGCUUUGAAGCAGACGACACAAAGAAGAGACGUAGAUCUGAUUUAAAGGUCUCUGAGUGUCAUUAGAGGACAGAGUGAGGACACGGCAGGUCCUGCAGGGACAGGAGCUGGUCUCCUGAACUGUGCCACAACCUGCAGGACCACAGGAAGCCCGGAUUUUAUUCACAGUUUCAACAAUAAAGGCCUCUGCGGUCAGGGUGAAGCGGUUGGACAGACUCUUUUAAAGACUUUUCUGUUAGUUUUUUGUCUUGGAGGACCAGUGUCCUCACAAACACUGUGUAUCUCAAGAAAGUCAAGAUUAAUUAUGUCCUGAAUACAAUUUUUAUUUACUCCUUACUGUUAAAAAUUCACAUGUUGGGAUUUUCACACGAAGACCCCAUUUAUGCUGGGUCUCAUAAUUUUAAAAGGGGUGUUAAGAUAGCUAUCAGAAGUAAUAAUACUUCAAAUGUCUAAUUUCAAAAACACCAAGUAUAAAGAAUGUAUCAAUCACAUUAUAUAAUAUGAUUUGAUUUACAUUAAAGUACCCUAGGGAACAUACUCUUAACUGCUAUUUGGUGCGAGAACACAACAACACAACCAUACAGAAAUAAUAAAGAAACACUUUAUUAAAUGUCAUUUGUUUGUUUUAUUGUAGAGCAAGAUAUUGGUCAUCAGACAUGGCGGCUGAUUAACGUAUUUCUAUACAUCCAUAUGUAUGCAAACAGAUUUAUUUGCUUAUUUUUGUUUUCUGCAGAUUUUCUGAGUCAGGUCCUGCAGGGACAGGAGCUGGUCUCCUGAACUGGACCACAGGAAGCCCGAAUUUUAUUCAGUUUCCACAGUAAAGGCCUCUGCGGUCAGGGUGAGGAGGUGGGACUGACUCUUUUUAAGACUUUUCUGUGCUUUCAGUUUUUGUUUUGGAGGACCAGUGUCCUCACAAACACUGUGUAU